Miscanthus lutarioriparius is the source of this 534-nucleotide messenger RNA. Lineage: Eukaryota; Viridiplantae; Streptophyta; Magnoliopsida; Poales; Poaceae. The record is from the annotation of a GenBank genome assembly.
AUGGCGCGGAGCCGCGGACGCCGCGGCCACGACCCGGCAUCCGAAGCCACCGGUGAGUCUCCACCGCCGCCCAAGCUUCCUCCUUUGGCCUUAAUUCCCUGGACAGUACCCCACGCCGGCUCAAGCUUUCUCCUUGCGUGCAGGAACAACCUCAAGGGGCGCCCUUGUUCUUGGAGCAGAGAGCCGGUGCACGGGAUCGACACCGCCAAGUCGCGCACGACGCCAACCCUCCGCGCGGCCAUGACCACCAGCUGCCUGACCGUUUUCCCGGUCCCGGCCGCAACCCCGGUGAGCUCUCACCCGCCAAAGAUGUCUCCUUUUGCCUUCCUCACCGUUGUUCUUCACCUUGCCCGCCUUUUCAUCGCCCAGCGCCUUCACCUCGAGCCGAUUGACGACCCCGACCGGGACGCGGAUUUUCCAUUUGUACAUGUGGCCGCGCGGGAUAUCGUGGCCGUGGAAGUGUUCCAGGCAUUAAGAUUCGUGUUCGGUUAUGUACCAGCGGACCAAAGCAUUGGAAUUAGGAGGGAAGGGUAG